AUGGUCAAAGAGGUGCAAUCCAGGGAUUCACCGCACGCAUGGGUUUGUGCAGCACAACAAGGUACUGCAUCACAAGACUUUCUUUCCAACGAGAAGCAUAUCGAAAUGGACUGUCCAUCGAUAAUGGUCCUCGCAACAGCAACGAAAUCAACAGAUGGAGCGCUGCAGACAUCACACACUGAAAACCCCGAUUUCGGACUUGAGAUAGAAGCGGCAGAUGCACCUUUCGAGAACAAUACGGUGCCUCGUGACUGCACAACUUCCCAACUUCAAACCGCAGAGCUGAUCCCAUUGCAUUGCGACGAGCUUCAAGAUCUAUCGCAGCCCACUCUAUCUGGUGAAAAUGUUUUAGACGAUAAGGGCUUUAUUCUGAGCUCAGAAAGCACUCACCAGGCUAUAGACGAGUUGAUUGUUCGAGAUGUCGAUGUCGCAGAAGUCGGAAACGUCAUGCAAGAAAGCAACACAGAGCAGGAGACAGACGAUAUGGUAGUGGAAGAUGUAGAUGCCUCGGAAGCCAAAAUUUCCACCAAACAAAAUGACACGACCGUCGAUGAACUGAACAUCGACGACAUGAACGAUAAUAGCACAAGCAGUGACAAUACGAAUAGCGAGAACAUGGUCGACAGUGACAUGAAUGAUGACGAUACGAAUGGCAACGACACAGCGUUUAAUGCGCAGGACGGGAAGUCCAGACCGGGCCAAAAGGCGCUGAGGCACAUCCUAUAUUGUGCAGGAAUCACGAACUACUGGUCGAUAUCUGUCGACUAG
Molecule: messenger RNA, 768 nt
Organism: Cryphonectria parasitica EP155
Lineage: Eukaryota; Fungi; Ascomycota; Sordariomycetes; Diaporthales; Cryphonectriaceae
Exons: 3
Coding region: 1-768 (255 amino acids)
Source: RefSeq, a predicted model, not a curated record